AGCGCUCACUUCUCCUCCCUCCUAUCAGGUGUGGAAGGAGGAGUGACGUCACAAACCUGCUCAGGUUUGUUGAUUCCGCUCAACUUCUGUGAGGAAAUAUUCUACUUUAUCGUAUUAUUGUUGUUGUUAUUAUUAUUAUUAUUAUUAUGGAUAAACUCAAAUCUGUUUUGAGCGGCGAGGAAACGCGAAGAGAGGACAGAACAGUCCUCGAAACUGUGAAUGAAGCUUCCACACUUGGAUGGGGAACACGAGUCAAAGGAUUCAUCGCCUGCUUCGUCAUCGGGGGAGUGUGUGCUAUUCUGGGAGUGUGUCUGCUCUUCAUCCCCAGGAUCGGCAUCAUCCUCUUCAUCGUCUUUUACACCUUUGGCAACAUUUGCGCUCUGUGCAGCACCAUGUUCCUGAUGGGCCCCGUGAAGCAGCUGAAGAGGAUGUGUGACAAGACAAGAGCGCUGGCCACCGCCAUCAUGAUAACUUGUCUGGUGUUGACGCUCUGUGCUGCCUUCUGGUGGAAAAACUUUGGUCUGGCUUUGCUGUUUGUCAUCUUGCAAGUGCUGUCAUUUACUUGGUACAGCCUUUCCUACAUCCCAUUUGUCAGGGAUGCCAUAUUGAAGCUGGUGGCCAUGUGCAUGAAGUGAUGACCACUCAGGCUGCAUGAACACUUGUCCUUGUUGGAGAUUGUGUCACUCAACCUGCCGCAUCGUGUAUAUUUUAUUAUUAUUCGCACUGCUGUAUUUUUAUGAAUGUAUGCCAUUGUUUUCAUUCAGAAGGCUUUUUUAAUUUAAAUGUUUCUGAUAAACGUGCAGUACUUGAAGUAUUUUAUUCACCGAUUAAUAAAUACAA
This is a messenger RNA of Entelurus aequoreus (snake pipefish), 840 nucleotides long. RefSeq names its product SFT2 domain containing 2a (gene sft2d2a). The coding region runs from base 147 to 635 and encodes 162 amino acids. Gene Ontology annotation, cellular component: membrane. Lineage: Eukaryota; Metazoa; Chordata; Actinopteri; Syngnathiformes; Syngnathidae. The transcript is spliced from 8 exons. The record is from RefSeq and is a predicted model, not a curated record. Gene Ontology annotation, biological process: vesicle-mediated transport.